Molecule: messenger RNA, 2156 nt
Organism: Pteronotus mesoamericanus
Lineage: Eukaryota; Metazoa; Chordata; Mammalia; Chiroptera; Mormoopidae
Gene: AADAT
Product: aminoadipate aminotransferase
Exons: 13
Coding region: 323-1600 (425 amino acids)
Biological process (GO): biosynthetic process
Molecular function (GO): pyridoxal phosphate binding; L-kynurenine:2-oxoglutarate transaminase activity
Source: RefSeq, a predicted model, not a curated record
ACCGGAGCUUUUCGGGCGCGAGAGUGGGGGGGAACGGUCCCUCUGCGGGUAGACUUGGAUUGUUUUGCCACCCGCCCUGGGUCGUUCAGGACCCAGGCUCGCCACGUUGCCUCGAGCCCAGGAGUUUUGGCGGCGCUUUCCCGGCACUGCACUCGAGAAACCAGACUCAUCGGGGAGAGGGGGAGGGGGAAGAGGAAGGAGGGUGGGAGUCAACUAAGGUGAAGUUUCGAGAGAGAUUAAAGAGGCAGUCCUAGACGUGGGUCUUUGGUUGUGCUAAACUUCAAUUACUGAAGAAGGUGCUUGGUGCUACGGUAUCAGAGACAUGAAUUACGCACGGUUCCUUACCGCGACGAGCCAAGCAAGAAGGUCUUCUCCCAUCCGAGUCUUGACUGACUUGCUGGCCACGGCGCCUAAAUCAGUCAUCUCCUUGGCUGCUGGAUCACCAAAUCCGAACUUGUUUCCUUUUAAGACUGCUGUUAUCACCACAGAAAAUGGAAAGAUCAUCCAAUUUGAUGGCGAGAUAAUGAAGAAAGCACUUCAGUAUUCUCAAUCUUCUGGAAUCCCAGAGCUGUUGUCCUGGCUAAAACAGUUACAAAUAAAACUGCAUAAUCCUCCCACCCUCCAUUAUCCACCCAGCCAAGGACAAAUGGAUAUAUGUGUCACAACUGGCAGCCAAGAUGGUCUUUGUAAGGUAUUUGAAAUGAUCAUUAAUCGUGGAGAUAACAUCCUCUUAAAUGAACCUAUUUAUUCAGGAACACUUGCAGCUCUACAGCCACUCGGCUGUAACAUUAUUAAUGUUUCCAGCGAUGAACAUGGGAUUAUUCCAGAGUCCCUCAAAGAAAUACUUUCCCAAUGGAAACCAGAAGAUUCAAAGGACCCCAAGAAAAACACCCCUAAAUUUCUCUAUACCGUCCCAAAUGGCAACAACCCUACUGGAAACUCAUUAGCAAGUAGCCGCAAGAAGGAAAUCUAUGAGCUUGCAAGAAAAUAUGAUUUCCUCAUAAUAGAAGAUGAUCCCUACUAUUUUCUCCAGUUCAGCAAGCCCUGGGCACCAUCAUUUCUUUCCAUGGACAUUGAUGGACGCGUCAUCAGAGCUGACUCUUUCUCCAAAAUCCUGUCUGCUGGGUUGAGAAUAGGGUUUAUAACUGGUCCAAAACCCUUGAUAGAGAGAAUUGUUUUACACACACAAGUCUCAACAUUGCACACCAGCACUUUUACACAGCUGAUAGUGUCGCAGCUUCUUCACCAGUGGGGAGAGGAGGGCUUCCUGGCCCACAUAGACAGGGUUACUGAUUACUACAGGAGGCAGAAGGAUGCAUUAUUGGUAGCUGCAGAUAAGUGGCUAACUGGGUUGGCAGAGUGGCAUGCUCCUACUGCUGGAAUGUUUGUAUGGAUUAAAAUUAAGGGCAUUCAUGAUGCAAAAAAACUGAUUGAAGAAAAAGCCAUUAAGAAAGAGAUACUAAUGGUUCCUGGAAGUGCUUUCUACGUUGAUAAAUCAGCUCCUAGCCCUUACUUUAGAGCAUCCUUCUCGUUGGCUUCUCCAGAACAAAUGGAUAUCGCCUUCCAGAGAUUAGCCGAACUUAUAAGAGAAUCUUUAUGAAGACAUCAAACUCUUUGUAGUACUGAUGGGUUUCGUAGAUAAAUUGUUUCUGUGUUUUAACAGCAAGAAAUAAUCAUUGGUGUUAGUCUUACAGAAUGGAUUGCAUCAAACAUGUCAUAGCUCUAGUAAUUCAACUAGACAACUUUUAAGGCACCCUUAAAUCAACCAGAUUGCCAAAACAUAUUUAUAAUCCACUUAUACCUUUUGAUAAAUUUUCAACCUGCAAAAAGUUAUUUUAAUUGUGAAUUUUAUUGUAAAGAAUUUUGUAGUUGCUUUGUAAUUUCCCAUAAAUUUCCUUUGAAAUUAACAUUUAUAGUAAAUUAUUUUGAAAAUUUAAGAAAAUAAGUCCAAAAUGGUAUACAAUGUAAUUUUUUUCUUUUUAGUAAAGUUUAAUGAAAACUUAUUGCAAAAAUUGUUAGAAUUUGACCAUCAUAAAUGAUUUCAGUAAGAGUACCACAGAUGGUAUGUUAUGCUAUAAAAAUCCAUUUAAAAUAAAAUUCUGAAAUUAAACAUACCUAAAGGCAUCAGACCUAUUCAUUCUAAGUAAGAAGAAGAG